CCUUAAUGUUUGCAGUUAAUAAUAACAAUUGUGUUUGUUUCGUUGGAGAUAAAUUAGAUGGAAUGACAAUGGAGAGAGAGAAGAAUGCGGCUCCAUAUUCAGCAUCAAUAAACUUGUGCAUGGAAGUGAGAAAAAUUGCUUGGUUUUGCAUGUUAAAUUCAUUGCAAAUUUAUUCAGGAUCAGAAAAAUUAUCAUAAACAUCGUUGCCCAUCGCUAACACCCAUCUAUUGACCUCUCUCAUGCUUUUAUCAGUUAAACGGUUGCUAAACAAUUUCCCUACAAUAAUGGAAAGCUAGUAAAGAAGUGGUUAGCUAUGACUGAUUGAGGCGCAUCUACAUUUAAAAGCUAUAAACAGACAGACUGA
Molecule: messenger RNA, 364 nt
Organism: Chironomus riparius
Lineage: Eukaryota; Metazoa; Arthropoda; Insecta; Diptera; Chironomidae
Source: the annotation of a GenBank genome assembly